AAAAUCAGUUACGAUUUGCCCGCGAAAGCGUUAACAACGUUUCAACGGAUCUUCAGCGUGCGAUAAUAUUACAUACGUAGAAAUAAUAUCAGGAAGACAGUAGCGACAACAACGCGAGUAGCCCUCUCUCUGCGCCUCUUUCGCCUGUCAACAGUUAUUUUAGCCGAUUGUUUUGUGUGACUUUUUCGUGUGCUGUUCGCUUUCGUUUCGUUGGCUGUUCGGCAACUCCUUUAUUUCAUUAAAAAUAGUAAGGCCUUGUAACAACAACAACAAGAAAGACAUCGUGUUUAUGUGUGUGUAUGUGACAGCGUUUGCAUACGGAAAAGAGUUGAGAGUGCAACAAUAAUAACUGCAACAAAAACAGAAAACCCAAAAUCAACAGCAACAUUUGAAAGGGAAUCGUUUCUACUUGUUUGUUUAAGCGAAGCCAAGAUGUCCACGCCCACUUCCCCGAAGACGCCCACACCGCCCACUUUGCCACCGGGCGUAACCAAAACAUGUCACAUUGUGAAAAGGCCCGAUUUCGAUGGCUAUGGUUUCAAUUUGCACUCGGAGAAGGUGAAACCAGGACAGUUUAUUGGCAAAGUAGAUGCGGAUUCUCCGGCAGAGGCCGCCGGCCUGAAGGAGGGCGAUCGCAUCCUGGAGGUCAACGGGGUGUCCAUUGGCAGUGAGACCCACAAGCAGGUGGUGGCCAGGAUCAAGGCCAUUGCGAAUGAGGUCCGCUUGCUGCUCAUCGAUGUGGAUGGCAAGGCCUUGGAGGUGAAACCCGCAUCGCCGCCAGCCGCUGCCUGCAAUGGAAACGGUAGUGCCAGCCCGAAUGGAUACGAGGGCACCAAACAGGAGAUGCCCGGAGCAAGUGCCAAUAUCAGUAGCAUCAGUAUGGUGAGCACCAAGCGAUCCUCAAAUGCCAGCAGCAUUCAGAGCGGCAGUACCAUGAAUGCCUCCGAUUUGGAUGUGGUCGAUAGGGGAAUCCCGGCAGCCGCUGCUCCGGUGGUUACCACCCCGCCUCCCGUUCAAAAUGGAAGUAAACCCUCAUCGCCGAUUAAUAAUAACACUCUGAUGAGCACACCGCCACCGCCUUCCGCUACCAAGGCUGGCAUCAACAACAAUGGCAGUGUUUAUAACACCAAUGGAAAUGGUACAAAUGGCAUGACCACGCCCACUACACCACCCCCUCCGACCAGUGGCUAUAAGGCGGGCACUUUGCAUUUACCAAUGACGGCCGCCGAAAUGCGCGCCAAGUUGGCAUCCAAGAAGAAGUACGAUCCCAAGAACGAGAGUGUGGACCUCAAGAAGAAGUUCGACAUCAUUCAGAAGCUCUGAGACGAAAAGGGUUGUCCAACCAACACACACAAUACUACUUGUUAUAAUGUCAGGAUGAGGAGCUAGAGCUGGUUUUGUCAGGCAUACACCACACAAUAUAUACAAUAUGUUUAGCUAUUAGUACGAAGAGUCACUUAUUAACUAAGCAAGUUUUUAAUUAUUACCCCCUAAGAGAAAGAGCGACCAACGAUGGUAGUGUAGGCGGAUAUGAUGGAGCACCUACCCUUGGAAUAUCUAUACAUUGUACGACAUACGCGUAUUCUUCAAAUUCAAAUAUAGCAAACUCUGAUUGGCAAUGUUGCCCUGGUUCAUUGAACAACAUUCAUUGAAUAUGUACUUAGUUUUGCUUGUAUUUUUGUAAACUAAAUAAAGCAAAAAUAUAAAA
Drosophila sechellia is the source of this 1708-nucleotide messenger RNA. RefSeq names its product Na(+)/H(+) exchange regulatory cofactor NHE-RF1. The transcript has 2 exons. Gene Ontology annotation, biological process: protein localization to plasma membrane. The record is from RefSeq and is a predicted model, not a curated record. Gene Ontology annotation, molecular function: protein binding; protein-membrane adaptor activity. Gene Ontology annotation, cellular component: apical plasma membrane. The coding region runs from base 433 to 1323 and encodes 296 amino acids. NCBI's taxonomy places the organism in Eukaryota, Metazoa, Arthropoda, Insecta, Diptera, Drosophilidae.